AUGUCUUCUUCCUAUACUGCUGACCCAGUUAAUCUGGCUGCAGAGCUGUCUAUGUCGGAGGAGAAUGCCCAACGGUAUGGACUCUGGUUGGACUGGCAGUCCGGAUUGCGCAGUCUCUGGGCUUGCAUCGAGAGCCGACUCUCUUCCCAUGGACGCGAUUCAAGUCGAGGUUCGGCGGCGAUUGUGCACCGGAUUGUUCACCUGGACUGCAGCCACUCAUUCAUUACCAACAACUUGUUCGUUCGAAGGUGGACGAUGAGGAGAGGACCUGGUGCCGGGCAGAAGCCGCUGCCGCACAACUACGAUCCGGAGAAAUUCACGGAUAUGACGAUGCAGCUGGUGCGGCAAUUAAUCCACAAGGUCUACCAGCAGAGCCCUACCCCUCAGGAGCACGCCCUCGCCGAGACAAACAGGAAGAAAGAAAUGCGGCUACUGAUCGACACAACGCUGGAGAAGAUUCAAAUGCUGUACCUACGCCAUUGCAACCCCAGCAUUCCCUUACACAGGGGCGUAUUAUUGGGCCUGGCGAAUAACAUCAAGUGGAAAUUCUGGAUCAUGUUCUUCCAUCGAUUCCAGCGCCAGCACCGUUCAUUAUGCAUGACUCCGGAGAUGAACUACUACUCUGUACUGACGGGGAAAAAAAAGAAUAUUCAUCCAAUCCCUAAACUUCUAGAAACAUACAUCAAAGCCGCCCAAGAGGAAGACUACGAACCGUUCCGCUGGCACCUGGAUUCCUAUUCCGGAUUCCGCGCUGCAUCGUACAUCCUGCUCCAGCUCAGCGAUCCGUCUUCGCGGAAAGAGCUGGGACCUGCGCUCGUGGAAAGAGGGCGGAAAGCCCUCCAGGGCAUGCGCGAUGUUCGUGCCAGUAAUAUUGAUGAUAAUAAUGAUAAUGAUAAUGACAGCAAGGUGUGGACGUUGUUGAGGAAGAUCGAUCUCGUAAAUCAUCAACUGUCUUCGGACAAUCAAAAUGAAAAUACAGGGCCUAAUCACGCACAGCAGCCACUGAGUAACAAUAACAAUAACAGCAGCUCGUAUCCUGUCGGGUGA
Messenger RNA from Rasamsonia emersonii CBS 393.64, 1047 nucleotides. RefSeq names its product Fungal specific transcription factor. Lineage: Eukaryota; Fungi; Ascomycota; Eurotiomycetes; Eurotiales; Trichocomaceae. Bases 1 to 1047 code for a protein of 348 amino acids. The record is from RefSeq and is a predicted model, not a curated record. The transcript has 2 exons.